This is a messenger RNA of Plasmodium knowlesi strain H, 1461 nucleotides long. RefSeq names its product calcium/calmodulin-dependent protein kinase, putative. The transcript has 4 exons. NCBI's taxonomy places the organism in Eukaryota, Apicomplexa, Aconoidasida, Haemosporida, Plasmodiidae. Bases 1 to 1461 code for a protein of 486 amino acids. Gene Ontology annotation, molecular function: ATP binding; protein kinase activity. Gene Ontology annotation, biological process: protein phosphorylation. The record is from RefSeq and is a predicted model, not a curated record.
AUGCCUUUGAAAAGAACGCCAUUCUCAUUCAUUUCUGAUAUAAUUACAAACAUAAAAAAUGGAAAUAACAACGACGAAGUGACGAUUGUGAACAGACAAAAUUCCUAUGAGCAUAUAAAGGAAUUUAUCAUAAGCGAGUUAGGUAACUUUAAAAUAAUUAAGGUCUUAUUGAGGGGACUUUCCAGCACUGUGUGUUUGUGUGAAUGGAUAAUUGACUGCAGAAAGACAGUCGCUUUGAAAAAUUAUGUUAAGUAUAUAAAUCAUGAUAUUCUAAGUUGGAACAUAAGAAUUGAAGAAUCUAAUGAGACAGACACAGGAAAUAGUAGCUCUGAAACGGAAGGAACGGUCAACAUUUGCCCGUGCUGCGAAAGGGAAGUACAUGGCCUGGUGUAUAUGGAAAAAGAAGAACAAAAUGGAAAGGACAAAUUAAGGAAGUGCAAAAAUCAUGGUAUAGACGAUUGGGAAGAAGAGAAGGAAUGGGAGGAAGAAUUCCCUCUCGAGUUUAUCAGCCGACAAAGACAAAAUGACAACGUGGAUGAUCAUACCAAGGGAGAAGAAUGUAAUCAGAAACACUACUGGCAAGACAUUAAAGAUGAGACGAGUGAACAUAAAAAGCUACAUUUAGUAUUAAAGGUAAAGCACAAAGAAUUGUAUUACAAACUCAGAGACAUAGAAGAAUUAAGAGAAGAAAUAGAAAUACAUAAAAAAUUGAAACAUUGUAAUAUUUUACAAAUGAUAUUGAGUGCAGAAGAUGAAAACGACAUUUGGGUUCUUCUAGAAUAUUCGUCCAUUGGAGAUUUAUACUCCUAUGUAGGUUUUAAAAUCCUGGACGAAACGGAGGUGAAAAUAAUUGUCAGCCAAAUUCUGUUUGCUCUUUAUUAUCUUCACAUUAAAGGAAUCAUACAUUGUGAUAUAAAGCCACAGAAUCUGCUACUCUUCCAUCUGGAGGAGUCUUUCCUUUUUGAGUCGGAUUUUCUAUCCGACCCGGAAUUGUCACGUACUGUUAAGGGGAAAAAAUUGAAUAUUAAAAAAUUGCUUAAUUCGAUUAAUGAAAAUAUCGCCAAACAUCCGAAUGACAAGACUUUUAGGAGCAUCGUGAAAAUUGGCGACUUCGGCUUAUCCGUCAGGUGUCCCUUUGAUGAAUUCUACCCAUAUCGCGGGAUUCGGGGCAGCUAUGGGUUCAUCGCCCCCGAGUUGUUCCAAGAGUCCAACUUUAACAACAAAGUUGACAUGUGGGCAUUGGGCAUAAUAAUCUACAUCCUUUUAGGAGGCUAUAGACCCUUUUACCCCUGUUCUAGGUUUGAGGAAAAGGUAACAUUCCACGAACGAUACUGGUUUAAUAUAUCCUCGGAGGCAAAGAACUUUAUUCAGUCUCUCCUCCAGAUUAACCCGUCCAAACGUCUGAACGUUAUUGAAGCUAUCGACCACCCCUGGAUAAACAGCUACUUUAUCAGCACGUGA